Molecule: messenger RNA, 672 nt
Organism: Puma concolor (puma)
Lineage: Eukaryota; Metazoa; Chordata; Mammalia; Carnivora; Felidae
Gene: POLR3G
Product: RNA polymerase III subunit G
Biological process (GO): cell population proliferation; transcription by RNA polymerase III
Cellular component (GO): RNA polymerase III complex
Source: RefSeq, a predicted model, not a curated record
AUGGCUGGGAACAAAGGACGCGGACGUGCAGCUUACACCUUUAAUAUUGAGGCAGUUGGAUUUGGCAGAGGUGAAAAACUACCCGAUGUAGUCCUGAAACCACCCCCACUAUUUCCUGAUACAGAUUAUAAACCGGUGCCACUGAAAGCAGGAGAGGGCGAAGAAUACAUGCUGGCAUUGAAACAGGAGUUGAGAGAAACUAUGAAAAGGAUGCCUUAUUAUUUAGAAACACCUGAAGAAAAACAAGAUAUUGAAAGAUACAGUAAAAGAUAUAUGAAGGUGUACAAAGAGGAGUGGAUACCAGAUUGGAGAAGACUCCCAAGAGAAAUGAUGCCAAGGAAAAAGUGCAAAAAAGCAGGCCCCAAAUCCCAAAAAGCAAAGGCUACGGGCAAAGGCGCAUCACUCACUAAUACUGCAGAUGUAUUGAAAAAAAUCGAGGAAUUGGAAAAGAGAGGUGAUGGUGAAAAAUCAGAUGAGGAAAAUGAAGAGAAAGAAGGAAGCAAAGAGAAAAAUAAAGAAGGCGAUGAUGAUGAGGAUGAUGAUGCUGCAGAACAAGAGGAGUAUGAUGAAGAAGAGCAAGAAGAGGAAAAUGACUACAUUAAUUCAUACUUUGAAGAUGGAGAUGAUUUUGGUGCAGACAGUGAUGACAACAUGGAUGAAGCAACCUAUUAG